Molecule: messenger RNA, 1218 nt
Organism: Lachnellula hyalina
Lineage: Eukaryota; Fungi; Ascomycota; Leotiomycetes; Helotiales; Lachnaceae
Product: putative transporter
Exons: 4
Coding region: 1-1218 (405 amino acids)
Biological process (GO): transmembrane transport
Cellular component (GO): membrane
Molecular function (GO): transmembrane transporter activity
Source: RefSeq, a predicted model, not a curated record
AUGAGCGCACAACUUCAGGACCCCGAGAAGACUGUAGCAGAAGCUCCAAAUGUUCCCACAGAUCUCGAAGAUGCCACAAGAACCAAUGUCGAAGGCCAAGAUAUAGCCAUCGCGAUAGUGGGGGUGCAUAGCCAUGCAAUUGACCCCGCAGUGGAAGCUCGCGUUGUGCGCAAAAUCGACUGGUACUUGGUCCCUGCGAUGAUUUUAGGAUACGGCCUGGUAUACUAUGACAAGGCAAUUCUAGGUUCUGCGGUCCUUUUCGGAAUGACCACCAAUCUCCACCUCUCCCAAGUCGAUACCCAUACGAAGCCUCCCACAACGGAUACGUCACGUCUGAGCUGGGCAACCUCCAUGUUCUAUUUCGGGAUGUUGGCGGGCUUAUACCCCAUGACGUUUGCUCUCCAGAGGUUUAGAAUGGGAAGAAUACUGGGAGGGGUGGUGUGUCUCUGGGCGUUAAUAUGCAUGUUGACCGCAGCUGUAACAAGCUGGCGGGGUCUAUAUGCUCAACGCUUCUUCUUAGGCUUCGUCGAGAGCGUCAUACCUACGGGAUUCAUGUGCAUCGUCAGCUCAUUCUAUACCCAGAGGGAGCAAUCGCUCAGGCAGAGCUGGUGGUUCUCCUCAACGGGUCUUUUCACCAUCAUUGGCGGGGCAUUGAAUUACGGCUUCGGGCAGAUCAAUGGGGGCGAUCUUAAGCGUUGGCAGUACAUCUACUUGCUUGCUGGAGCCCUCACGUUUCUGUUCGGUCUGUGCUGUUUUGCUGUACCAGAUUCUCCAGUCUCUGCUUGGUUCCUCACGAAAGAAGAGAGGGUAGUUGCCACUGAACGCCUGAGAUUUGGCCAAACCGUGGCAGGGUAUUCUAUCGUUGGCACCUUUGGUGCUGUCGUCUCUCUCAUUAUCACUGUGGGGAUGGCAAACGUAGCAGGGCAGACGAAGAAGUGCUUCAUGGCGGCGACGAUAUUCGUAGCUUACUGCGUUGGAAACAUCGUGGGCCCUCAAUUGAUCAAAUCUCAAACUAAGUCCAGACAUUAUCCUGAACUUUGGCUUGGUUUGAUAAUAUGUUACUGCAUUACAAUUUGUGCAUCCGUUGCACUGUACAUCGUGCUUGCAAGAGAGAAUAAACGGCGAUCGAAGUUGGAGUUGAACGAUGUGGACAGAAGUAAAAUGGCUUUCCAGGAUCUGACGGACAAAGAGAAUCCUUAUUUUCAAUACAUGCUUUGA